AUGAGACCCAUGCCGCUGUGGAACACGGUGACGAUGAUUGGCGGAACAAUUGUGUUUGUGGUGGUUCUGGUGUGCGUCGCCUUGCUCAACUCGAGAAGUGUCGCCGCCACUGCGACAACUGCGAGAAUGACCACUUCCGGUAAAAUGGCUUCCCUCUCGCAAACGUCCAUCCCAUCUAAAUUGGCCAGACACGGCCGCCGGAGCCGGCACAGGAAAAUGAAAUGGUCUGGCCUGAACAACUUUUCUCUGUUCGACCGUUUCAGCCGGUGGAAGAUUAUGAGGUUCCUUCCGAAGACUUACCUCAUUCAGCCGGUGUUUACCGAGGUAAACGUUGUCUAUACGCUAAACGUUCCAUUUUAUGUGCGCAUGUACAGAGAUCUAGAGGCGACGUAUGCGGCGCAUUCGAUGGAAUCGGUCAACGUCCUGGACCGGAACCCUGGCGAAGUGAAUGUUGGGGAGACGAAAGUCGAAGGACAUUUUUCACCCGCCGAUCCUCCUAGGCACUCAGCUAUAGAGGAAUAA
Soboliphyme baturini is the source of this 522-nucleotide messenger RNA. NCBI's taxonomy places the organism in Eukaryota, Metazoa, Nematoda, Enoplea, Dioctophymatida, Soboliphymatidae. The record is from the annotation of a GenBank genome assembly.